AUAAAUCAAAUUGGAUUACGAGUGUACGCGUUCAGUCAGAACGCCCUCGCAUUUUUUCUACUGCGGCCUUGCUGUCGGACGUUCGCGUUUACGCGCAAUUAAACCAAUCCGCGAAAGCAAAUCCGAUAAAUAUUUUAUUUUUAAACCAGACGGAAGGUAGCAGGGUGCGAGAUGUUUCCACCGACGCGCAUUCGUAGCUGCCUUCCAGUCAUAAACCCUUUAUUCAAGCAAAGGUUGCGGCCACACAGGCCCUUCCGACAAACGUCGACUGUGCUCAACCAAACAAAGGCUUCGACAACGCAAUUACAGAAGACGAAAUGGAUGAAUUUCCGUGCAAUUUUCACGCGUUGGGUGCCGUUAGGGAGUGUUAUGUACGUCGGGUGGUGUUACAUACGACAGAGUAUUAACUAUGAAGUAUCGAAAAUCGAGAUUCGAUUUUACGAAAUGUUUCCGUUCCGUGUUACGAGCCGAUUGUGGGGGAAAGUGGCGGAGUGCGAACUCCCGACGUCUGUCAGGGGCUUCGUGUACGGUACCUAUUCGAGACUCUUCAACGUGAACCUAAGUGAAGCUGCUGUUAGUGACCUUACCUACUACAAAAGUCUAUCUGCUUUCUUCACGAGACCGUUGAAAGAUGGUGUGAGGAUUAUAGCGAACACCCCUUGCGUCUCACCGUGCGAUGGAGUAGUGCUAAACUGUGGCCCGGCGAGCACAGACCGCAUUGAACAAGUAAAAGGAGUCACGUACAGCCUAGAGGAAUUCUUAGGUGAAAAUACGUGGUCUAAACAGAAAGACAAUGAUUAUUACAAGUCUCUAUUAAAAGACAAGGAAAAUAUACUUCAUCAGAUCAUCAUAUACUUAGCACCGGGUGAUUAUCACCGUUUCCAUUCGCCAUGCGAAUGGACAUCUACGUUUAGACGUCACUUUGCUGGGAAAUUGUUGUCUGUGAACCCUUGGAUGGCGAAGCUCAUCCCAGGUCUAUUCACAAUGAACGAACGAGCCGUUUAUGUGGGAGAAUGGAAGCAUGGCUUCUUCAGCAUGACAGCUGUAGGAGCAACGAAUGUUGGGUCGAUAGAAGUCUAUAAAGACCCAGAACUGAGGACGAAUACGAAAGGAAAGCGUGGUAGAGUUGACGAAGCAGAAUUAGGCAAAGUUAAGUUUGAUAAAGGGGAGUUAUUCGGACAGUUUAACAUGGGUAGCACAAUUAUUCUACUGUUCGAGGCACCGAAAGACUUUAAGUUUGAAAUGAGGUCCGGUGACCGUGUUUUGGUUGGUCAGGCUUUGACAGCGGCUGCGAAGCAACAGGCCAGAUGACCUGUUACGAAUCAUCUGUUGGACAUAAUGCAGGUAGCAUUGGUUUUCUAUUUAGUCAGCCUCAUACUGUGAGUGGGAGGAUUUGACGCUUAUAUAUUGGAUGUAUAUUGUAAAUAGAUAUUUAUAUUUUUCAAAAAAAUAUGUGAGGAUUUGUCCAGAAGUAUAUAAACUAGUGUUUUGUAUGCAAACUAUACAAUAAGUGCUUCAUCAGGGUUUGAAAAUAUGUCCUAGAUAGAAUGAUAGAUUAUAAAAUAUAAAUUAUUUACGACUUUUCUACUGGAAUUACAUUGAACAAAUCAUCACUAAUAUAAGAGCCACGCUCUUGUCGGUGUAGCAUUCUCCAUGCUACUUUUUUAGGUUAAAAUAGAGCAGUGGUUUCCCCUCUAGCUUCUGCCCAAAUAAAUAUGAACAUGAAAAUUGAUGUGAAUAAAUAUGUCAUUUUUGAUCAUAGACCUUUGUCAAGUUUUUAAUUAUCAUGACUUUAAUUAACGAUAGUUUGAAACAAUAUUUUAAGGUCUUUUCCAGUGAGAUGAGAUUGGUUGGAACCCAGUAGUAUGGCAACUUUUGUAGAGUAAUUUCCUACAUAAAGGCAGUCCUCAUGUAUUUUGAAAGAGUUUAUAUUUACUAUGGUACACUUUUUUAUAUUAAGUAAUAAUUUUAUCAUGAGGGGCUUCCCAAUUGACAUUUCCCAAACACACGAUAGAUGGCGUUGUUCACUUUUAACGUGAUAAUUACCUAUUUUCUCAUUGCUGGGGUACAUAAUUAUUCAAAAAUGUAAUGUAAUGGCAGAAGCAUAUAUAAAACGAAUUGUUGCUUGAUAUUUAUUUAUUUAUUUAUUUAUACACAAUUUACAUAGUCAUUACAGGCAAUCCCAAUUCAACUAUGUAAUGCAAUUUUACUUAAAUAUUAUAAACUCAAGAGUUUUACAACUAAGUCUGUGAAUUUCGUUAACGAACACGUAAAUAGAUCGAUGUCAGUAUGGAGUACGGAGAUAGUAUUAAUGGUCUUUAGUGCGCGCGCUACUGGUAUUUGGAUCACAAUAUGUAUAGAAUGAUGUUGCUGGGUACUUACCUAUAUUGUUUCUCUUUAUUUUGAUCAGAAUAAUAAUGGGGGGCAGUUGGAUUGCCUUGGUGUAAUAAAAAGGGUCAUCAUUUGCACCCAAAAACAAAGAUAAAACAUGCAUAUGUCUCAAAUUCAAAUUCAAAUUCAUUUAUUCGUCAACAUAGGUAAAAGAGUUGUUACAAUAUAAUAUAUGUCGCACUAUGUCGCACCUUUCGGUAUACGAAUUUAAAACAUAACAGAUUAUUAAAUUACAAAUAAAAUUAUUAAAUAAAUUACAAUAACAUUCAAUAUAAUCAAAAUAGAAAAUUAACAAAUAUAUUGUAAUGAAAUGUCUUUUCAAUAUAAACGUUAGAAAAUUGUAUGUCAAAUAGGUAACAUUAAGGUAAAAAAAUAAAAUAAAAAUACAAAUACAAAUGCUAAUAACUUAAAAAAAAAAAAAAACAAUGUCUGGAAGAAGUUUAAACGAAGAAAAAACGUAACAACGCCAUUUAUGGUGAUUUUAGGGAACGUCGAUUGGAGAGGGACUUUCCAAUUAGAAUGCUAUCAGAAAAAUAUUACUCCUAGGCCUAUAACUAACAACACAACACCUAAAAAGAUCUCAUAAAACCAAAUCACGAAAAAUUAUGUGGGUACUUCAAAAAGUGAACUAUCCAUAGUUUUUCUAUUCUAUUUACAAAUUAACUAGUGUUGCAAUAGUAAAAAAAUAUAAAUUUUCGUUGUAAAUUAUCAAUAUUUUAUUAACAAGCAAAGCUUAUUAUGAAAGAUUUUAAACUGUAUUAUAGACAAACUUGCAUACCUAAAAGGUUUUUAAAGAAGAAUAUUAAAAAGAGUACUUUUAGAGAAUGAGUAUACGUUUUUUAAAGCAAAUAUUUAUGAAAAACAUAAGAUUCUGCUAAAUCAUUACCUCUAUACAUACACUGGUGAAGUGCCAUUAUUAGAAACGUUCCCAAAGU
Pectinophora gossypiella (pink bollworm) is the source of this 3326-nucleotide messenger RNA. RefSeq names its product phosphatidylserine decarboxylase proenzyme, mitochondrial (gene Pisd). Gene Ontology annotation, cellular component: mitochondrion. The transcript has a single exon. Gene Ontology annotation, biological process: phosphatidylethanolamine biosynthetic process. NCBI's taxonomy places the organism in Eukaryota, Metazoa, Arthropoda, Insecta, Lepidoptera, Gelechiidae. Bases 172 to 1311 code for a protein of 379 amino acids. Gene Ontology annotation, molecular function: phosphatidylserine decarboxylase activity. The record is from RefSeq and is a predicted model, not a curated record.